This is a messenger RNA of Pararge aegeria (speckled wood butterfly), 3672 nucleotides long. Its product is annotated as NPC intracellular cholesterol transporter 1 homolog 1b-like. The transcript has a single exon. Lineage: Eukaryota; Metazoa; Arthropoda; Insecta; Lepidoptera; Nymphalidae. The record is from RefSeq and is a predicted model, not a curated record. The coding region runs from base 13 to 3672 and encodes 1219 amino acids. Gene Ontology annotation, cellular component: membrane.
GCAAGAUGCGUUAUGCGCGGGGAAUGUGCGAUAGUUGGAGCAUUCGCAAAACCUUGCCCAUUUGACGGAGAAGCGAAACCCAUUUUUGAAGAUUCAUUAACACCCGAAGAGGAAGUUGAAGUAUUAAAUAAUAUAAAAUCAAGGUGUCCUGAGCUUUUAUACAAUGAGGAAGGGAUCGAGAAAAAUACUAAAGAUAUCAUCGCAUGCUGUGAUGCUGCGCAAAUUAAAAAUAUAAACCAAAACUUAAUAAUGGCAGAUGGUGUACUUGGGCGAUGUCCAAUAUGCGUUAGAAACUUUGCCAGACAGAUCUGCGAAAUGAAUUGUUCACCAAAUCAAUCAAAUUUUGUUUCAGUCGAUGUGGAGUAUACUCCAGAUGGAAUACAGUAUGUGAAUGAAAUAAAUUACAAUGUUCAUGCUGACUUCAUGGUUAAUGCUCAUGCUUCCUGUGCUGGAAUCAUUGUCCCACAGACUGGAAUGCCUGCUAUAAAUCUUAUGUGUGGUAAUGCACCUGAAUGUACACCAGAAGCAUGGUUUAACGCUACUGGAGACGCCAGAAGUAACCCCUUAAUACCCGUUCAGGUAAAUUUCUUUAAAUGGCCCACUCCAGAAGAUUCGAUGAGCGUACGUGCCCCACUGUGUAAUGAAACAAUGGAAGGCGAUUUACCUUGUAGUUGUGUAGAUUGCCACGCUAACUGUCCAACAAGUGAAAGACCACAGGGUCCUAAUAUAUGUACCGUGCUCUCUUUUAAUUGUAUUGGCUUCUCAGUAGGAAUAAUUUUCUUUGGAAUCAGCGUUAUCACGUUUACAAUCCUCACGUUUUUAGAGUACAGAAGACUGAAAAUAUCUGAUAAAAGGGACGAAAACCAUGAACAGAAUAACAUAAACGUAGUUACUAGAAUAUUUCAAAAAUUGUUUUCAGUCAUAGGCGUUUUUUCAGCUAGUAACGCGGUUUUAGUUAUAAUGAUAAUGACUUGGAUAGCGUUCGCUAUGUUAUUUGGUGUUGCACGACUAAAUUUAACAGCAAACCCAUUAGAACUCUGGUCAGGGCCAGAAUCUCGGAGUCGACAGGAGUUAAAUUUUUUUAACUCAAGGUUUGGACCAUUUUAUCGAGCGGCACAGAUAUUUUUGACCUUCAAAGGAUUAGACUCAUUUGUCGUAAACAAUGUGACAUAUGGACCUGCGUACAGAAUAGAAGCAAUCCAUGAAUUAGUGGCCCUUGAAAAUGCAAUCAUUAAUAUUGGAAGAGAAGAUGGUUCGGUUACUUUAGAAGAUAUAUGCUAUGCACCACUCCGUUUUCCAGGCGAGAAAGCAAAACUAGAGCAGUGUGUACACAUGUCAGUUUCGACUUAUCUACCUGAUAGAAUUAUAAACAACGACACAUAUCUUAGUAGUAUACAAGGCUGUCUUAAUAAUCAUUUCGCUCUGGACUGUCUAGCUGCUUGGGGAGGAGGUUCUGAUCCAGAAAUAUCUGUUGGGGGAUUUGAAGGUGACAAUAUACUACAAGCGCAUACAUUAUUGAUUAAUUUUCCUAUUGCAAAUUUCUUACGAGCUGAAGACUUGGUACCAGUGCUGGAGUGGGAGAAAAAGUUUAUAAAUUUAAUGCAUGAUUAUGAACAAAAUAUUAAAUCCGAUUUUGUUGACGUUGCGUUUGGAAGUGAGCGAUCGAUAGAAGACGAAAUUCAGCGUGUUUCAGAAGCAGAAGCAGUACCCAUAGUUAUAAGUUAUUUGCUAAUGUUUAAAUAUGUGAUCUUCGCAUUGGGCAACAUAAGGCGGUUUAAGACUUGUCUGAUUGACAGUAAAGUGACUGUAGCUAUAAGUUGUAUAAUAGUUGUACUUAUAUCUAUAUUUUGUGCUAUGGGUGUAUUGGGCUAUAUGAAUGUUACUGUAACGUUACUAGCUAUUAAUGUCAUACCAUUUUUCAUUCUGUCUGUCGGUAUAGAUAAUGUUUUCUUAAUGAUUAAUGAAUUGACCGAGGUCGAAAGCAAUUUAGAUAAGUACGAUGAUUAUAAGGAUAACUUUUCUUUUGAGAAACGGAAACGUUUUAUAUUUGGUAAAAUGAUGAACAACAUAGGGCCUUCAAUGUUUGUUUCCUCGAUUACUCAAAUAACUUGCUUUGGAAUAGGAUGUUUAACCCAAUUACCAGCUGUGAAAUCAUUUGCUAUCUUUGCUUCAUUUGCAUUAGUAUUUCUGUUUAUUUUUCAAAUAACGGCCGUAGUCGCUAUUUUAUCUAUCGACUAUAAGAGGGUUCAAAGAAACAGAUUUGACAUAUUAUGUUGUAUCCAGAAAAAAAUAUUAAAUGACGAAGAGCCUCUUCAAGAUGGCAAAGCUUACCAAAGUAUAACUAAAAGGCUCAUGGCACCCUACUCUACGUUCAUUUUAGAUUGGCGAGUUAAAAUAACGGUUGCUAUUAUUUUUAUGUUUCUGGUAUCAGGCAGUGUUAUUAUGAUCCCACAAAUUGAAGUAGGCUUAGAUCAAGAAAUGGCACUGCCACCCGACUCGUAUGUUUAUAAAUAUUUGCUUGCUGUAAAUCAAAUAAUGCGACUUGGUCCUCCAGUUUACUUUGUACUCAAAUCUGGUUUAAACUUUACAAACCCUGAUCAUCAAAACGUUAUAUGCGGUAGUCGGCUGUGUAAUGAUGAUUCGCUUGUAACACAAUUGUUCUUAGCAUCUAGAUACAGCAAUGUAACAUAUAUAGCUAGACCUUCAAAUUCGUGGCUAGAUGACUUCUUUGAUUGGGCAAGUUUACCAAACGCUUGUUGCAAAUAUAACUCUACAGAUGGUGGUUUUUGUGCUAGUAUGGAUAAUUCCCCAGAGUGUAAUUUUUGUUCUAUUGAAAGAUCAGAAUUGGCCAAUGGAUUAAGACCAGCUGGGUCCGCUUUCGAGACAUAUGUACCGUUUUUCCUGCAGGAUACACCCACUAACAUAUGUAACAGAGGCGGUCUCGCUAGUUAUUUCAGCAGUGUUAACUUUUUACUGAACUCCCAAGGGAAAGCUAAUGUGUAUGAUUCAAAUUUUAUGACAUAUCAUACUACCUUGGCAAAUUCGCAAGACUAUAUUACGGCUCUGUCGCAUGCUUACGACAUUAGUGCGGACAUAACAGCAGCUAUACAGAAGCAUACAGACCUCGAUGUAGAAGUGUUCCCGUAUUCUGUAUUCUAUGUAUUUUUUGAACAGUAUUUAACUAUGUGGGGUGAUACCUUCGAAUCUCUUGGCUAUUGCCUGCUGGGUGUUCUUUUUAUAAAUUUGGUUGUAACAGGGCUUAAUAUUUUAAUAUCUGUUGCGCUAGUCAUCACUGUUAUAAUGAUACUAGUUGAAAUGAUGGGCGUGAUGUAUUUGUGGAGUAUACCACUGAAUCCCGUGUCGUGCAUCAACUUGAUUGUCGCUAUAGGUAUAUCGGUAGAAUUCUGCAGUCAUAUGGCCUACGCCUAUGCCACUAGCUCUCGUCCACCGAGUGAAAAAGUCCGUGAUGCUAUUAGAAAUGUUGGAAAUACAAUUAUCACGGGUAUCACUCUUACUAAUAUACCCAUUAUUGUACUAUACUUUUCCUAUACACAAAUUAUUGAAGUAUUUUUCUUCAGAAUGCUCUUCAGUUUGGUAAUUUUAGGUUUUAUACAUAGUAUGAUUUUUUUCCCAGUAUUGUUGAGUUACAUGAAUGAUUUAAAAUACAGAUAA